CCGAAUACAGUACCGGUAUAAAAUAGUGCAGUUCGUUAAUACUCGUAUCACACGAGAUCGCUGUUACGAUUUUCACAAUUUAUUAAAGUUAUGUGCGACUGCACAAAAAUCUUUGGUGUAACUUAAAUUUAUAUAUAUUUGAAACUUUUUAAAGUGAAACUAACUUUUGCUUCGGUAGUAAGAUAGCCUGUGUGUGAACUAUGGUGAUUUUAGUUACUUUGGAAGUGCUGGAUAAUAAAUUUAUGUAAACUAUUAAAUAAUUGCUGACAGCUAUUUUUAAGCAAGAGAUUAUUAUAGAACUUUUUGAAAAUGUACUAAAUUUAAAGAUCGCGAUAGUAAUAUAAUCAAUGAGUAAGAAGCCGAAAGUGAAAGUGGCAAAUUAUGGGAGAGGGGUUUCUUUAGAACGCCUGUAACGUACUACUGCACCGAUGAGGCUUGUGAAUCAUGAGUGCUUGGUGCUGCAUCGUGAUCAUGAUGUCCACGAUCAGUACGAGCGUGCUGUCACCAGCGCCACAGAAGACUGAAGCUAAAGAAGCCUAUGAUCGUCACUACUGGUACGCUCAAGCACAAGAAACUUUGCAAAAACGACUUCAGUACGCGUCUGAUAAAAAUCCUGUUGCUAAGAACAUCAUCUUAGUAGUGGGAGACGGUAUGAGCUUGACUACUACAACAGCAGCCAGGAUUCUCAGGGGACAGCGAAGAGGACAAUCUGGUGAAGACACCGACCUUGUAUGGGACACGUUUCCUGCUGUUGCGCUGGCUAAGACUUAUAAUCUGGACGCACAGACUGGCGAAUCCUCUGCGUGUGCUACUGCUCUGUUAUGCGGAGUAAAAGCACGAUACGAAACAUUAGGCUUGGACGCUGGAGGUCGGUUCAAUAACUGUGCUUCUACCAUAGACUCUAAAGUCACUUCGCUAAUCGAUUGGGCUCAUGAAGCUGGUAAAUCUAGUGGUAUAGUGACUACUGCAAGAGUCACACACGCUACUCCUGCAGCUUUAUACGCACACGCUCCCUCAAGGUAUUGGGAGGAUGACAGUAGAGUACCACCAAAUGUAAGAAAGGAUUGCAAGGAUAUUGCAAUGCAGUUAGUGGAAAACGAACCUGGGAAGCAUAUAAAUGUAAUUAUGGGUGGAGGUAGGCGACAUUUUCUACCAACCAUAACUCCAGAUCCCGAACAUCCAAACCGCGAAGGCAGGAGAUUAGAUGGACGAAACCUUGCCGAAGAUUGGGCCAGAGAAAAGAAGAGGCGGCGGUUACGUGCACAGUACAUACAUUCACGUGAACAGCUAGCCAAGUUGGAUCCAAGAUCCGUGGACUACUUGUUAGGUUUAUUUGAAUAUUCUCAUAUGGAAUUUAAUGCGGAGCGUGGUGCGGUAGCGGAUGCGGAAGAGGGCACGUCUGCCGGAACAUCGGUUAAAGCUGAUGACCCAUCCUUGGCGGAUAUGACUCGCGCUGCAUUGUCGAUAUUGCUGAAAAAUGAAAAGGGAUUUUUUUUACUAAUUGAAGGUGGUCGCAUAGACCAUGCUCAUCAUUAUAAUAAUCCGUACAGAGCUUUGGAUGAAACUCUAGAGUUGGAAACGGCUCUUUUGGCUGCUUUAGAAAAGGUUAAUCCCACUGAAACUCUAAUAGUGGUCACAGCUGAUCACGGACAUGUCAUGACUUUUGGUGGCCAAGCUACACCCAGGGGCCAUCCAGUGCUAGGUGCGGAUACAGUGGCUUCUGAUAUCGAUGGGUUGCGGUACACGACGCUUCUCUAUGGUACCGGACCAGGCCAUUCUGAACCAAGGGCUUUACCAGUGAAUUCAACAACUUUGUCCCCUGAUGCAGUACACGCCUCUGCAGUACCAAGACAAUGGGCCACGCACGGGGGAGAAGACGUACCAAUUUAUGCCCUAGGACCAAUGGCAACAAUAUUAUUCGCUGGAGUUGUAGAACAAAGCUAUAUCCCACACGCCAUAGCAUACGCUGCAUGCUUUGCACACCAAUCAAGACGAUGUCAAGUAAAGACAAACUUCACACAGACACCGGUGAAACUUCCCAACUGCGUACCGCCUGAAGUAAGUAGUGUUUCCGCUGCGGAUGAAACAAGAAGUGAUGGUUCAAACGGUCGACGGAUCGUAAUCGCUUCAAGCGUCAUGUCAGAUGAGCGAGCAUCUCGCUCUACGGCUGCGUUUUUCGCUCAGCGUAUCACGUUGAGCUGUCUUAUACCAAGCUUGUUUCAUUUCAUAUCGUACUUUUACUUGUCAUUUAUAAUUCAGUGACAGUUUUACAUCACACCACAAAUUUGAUUAAUUUAUGACAUUGUAAUAUCAACUAUUAAAACUAUCUUUAGUACUGUUUCAGUUGUUAAAUUAAUUUUUAUUUGGUAAUAUCACUAUAAUUACUUUAGAUACACAAUUUUAACAUAAUUAUAUGAUUAUUUUGUGUAUAAUAAUUAUAUGUACAGGGAACGAAUUUAGAUGCGCCUGGUGUUACUGUAAAUAGUUAUUGUGUAAAUAAAUACAAAAUUAUUAAUAAAAUAUUUUGUUUUUAUUUCAUUUACCAAAACUAAAUAGACUGAUUUAUAUCUAUUCUGUUAUUAAUUAAUUAAUAGAGA
Messenger RNA from Galleria mellonella (greater wax moth), 2597 nucleotides. RefSeq names its product alkaline phosphatase-like. The transcript is spliced from 12 exons. Gene Ontology annotation, biological process: dephosphorylation. The record is from RefSeq and is a predicted model, not a curated record. Gene Ontology annotation, molecular function: alkaline phosphatase activity. NCBI's taxonomy places the organism in Eukaryota, Metazoa, Arthropoda, Insecta, Lepidoptera, Pyralidae. Bases 445 to 2262 code for a protein of 605 amino acids.